Molecule: messenger RNA, 639 nt
Organism: Lathyrus sativus (Indian pea)
Lineage: Eukaryota; Viridiplantae; Streptophyta; Magnoliopsida; Fabales; Fabaceae
Source: the annotation of a GenBank genome assembly
AUGGCUAGUUCUAAUCCUACAAAUAUCAUCAAUGAUACCAACGAUCACAACACAUCUUGCUCCAACAAUAACAAGUUGUACAAAGGAGUGAGGAAGAGAAAAUGGGGAAAAUGGGUAUCUGAAAUUAGGCUUCCAAAUAGCCGUGAGAGAAUAUGGCUAGGAUCAUAUGACACACAAGAGAAAGCUGCAAGAGCAUUUGAUGCAGCCCUUUAUUGUCUACGUGGUCCUCAAGCUAGUUUCAAUUUCCCUAAUACACCUCUUACCAUUAUCAAUGUAGGUGUUGCUCAUAUUAACUCUCUUUCACCACAAGAGAUUCAAGAAAUUGCAGCUAGGUUUGCCAACGAGUACGCGCCGCCGCCGCCGAUUGAGUUGAGCACUACUCAUGAAGAAGAAGAAGAUCAACAAGUACCAUUGUUAGAGGGUGAUUUGAGGAGGAUGGAUUGGACUUUUGAGGAUAUGUUGGAUGACAUGAAUGGAGUUGCUAAUGGCUCUCAUUUUGGCUAUUAUGGACUAGAAAAGAUGCAAUACUCGAGUGAGAUACAAUAUUCUAAUCAACUUUUUGAGGAGGAGACUGUGGACCAAAUUGAAUGUGAAGAUUCUUUCUCAAACCAUUCUUUACUUUGGAGUUGGAACUUUUGA